CGUGGCCGGAAUGAAUUCGCAGUUUGUUUGGAGCCCGCAGAACUAAUUUCUUUACACGUGAGCGGUUAUCUUAUCGCAUGAAUUCAGCGCCCUUAUCAGCUGGUCGAAAGUGACAAUUCCAUUUGGCGGGCUACCCCGCCGACUGCUGAUAAGCAAAUUAGCUCUAAUUGAGCUAAACCGGCCAAAAGCGCCGAGCAAAUAACUUGGAAUUGGGGGCGUUAACUUCGAACUUCUAAAGGCCUAAGCCGCUGCAGCCUCGGGCGGUUCUCACAUUUGUUAUGGCCAAAAGCUGAGGAACAGCAAAAAAAAAAAAAUAGAAUAUCAUAAUAAGAAAAGUGGCCGCAAAGAGUGCUUAAAGAAGGCGAGUGGACGAGGGGAGGACAGGUGAAACUAGCCCAAAGAAAAGAAUUUCUACUUAUAACGAGUUUUUAUUACAAAAGCGCGAAAGCGGCUAGGCAUCCGAAAAUGUACUAAAAAAAAGAAGACUGAAAUUGUAAAAUAGAAAAUAAAUGAAAAAGGAGUAGCUGAAAAGGUAGUAAAAAUGGGCAAAGCGAGCGAGGCUAACUGAAUUCCUUCUGGGUGGCUUAAAGGGGACGAGCGGCGUAAGGGUUGCACAUAAAAAGUAACAGCAUUUUUGCCUACACUCAAAGUAAAAAGUAGUGCAUUUGCUUGUACUCAGUUGUUGAUAAACGAUUAUUAUAUUUGAUUCACAAACUUAAGUUCCUACAGAGAUGAAAUAGAAAAAUGUAAUGAAUGUACCACUUAGACUGUUUUACUUAGUUUCUUUUCUGGGCUAAAGAACCAUAGACAUUUUGAACGCUGUGUGGUGCAAUGCAAAUACACUCCCAUUUCUUUUCUGAGUGUAGACGCUGACAGAGAGGGCGCUUAAGGUUGGCCGGGAAGAGAGUUGCGGAGAGAGCGGGAGAGGGAGCGGCAGACAGAUGAAGACCAAGACUGCGAAAGCAUGAAGCAACAUUAUUCAAAAGAAAGCCAAGUUAAGGCAUGCACACACUCACACAAACCCACGGGCGAAAUAAAGAGACAGAUACAUGGCAGCAUAAUGCAGCAGCGAGAGAGUGAGCGAUAGUGUGGGGGGGUUGGGUGGUGCUGGUGAGUUGGGUGGCAGAUCGGGCCAGGCAUUAAACAUCAUUCAGCGACUGCGACGCCGGCUGCGAUGCCAGCUGCUACGCCGACUGCGGCAGCGACGCCGGCAACAAUCACAUGCCGACAUUCUUUCAUUCGUACAACGACCUCGACUUUGAUUUGCAGUUUUGGCCAACAAAGAGAGCCGCUUCGGGCCAACACUGAGAGACCCGGCUCGCAACGGCCUCUAGACGACCUACACGCCUGAGCAAUGGCGAAGAGAGCGCCGUCGGCUUUCUUCGGUUCGCCGAACGGUCGGCCAUAGCUUUGCUCGCUCGCUGGCUGCGAAACUCCAUUCAUUCGUGCUGCGCGUCUCGCCUGUGCCGGUUGUCUGCUGUCUUUCUCCUGCCUCUCUCUCUUGCCCAGCCGCCUGCCGCCCUCCCCCCACAAACACACACAAACAGACUCACACUCUGACAGUGGAAAUGUUAAACAAAGACAAAGGCAGUAACACACACAAGCUAACAAACACACACUGAAACAGUAACAAACACAGUGCUCCAGCUAAAUAAGUGCAAAAAUCAUACAAAAAUAUUCCAGACAAAAUAAAAUACGAGAAAAAAAAAGAAAAAGAAAAGUGAACAAUCAGCCGAAAAACUGCGGGGCCCAGCCAAUGCGUCAUUCCCGCAGUCGCUCAAUCCGGCAACAAGAGCUAUCGCCACAGACACGAGUAUUCGCACUCACAUUCGCACUCGCACAGUUGCAGCUACAAAGUGCGAACGACAGGCCCAGACAUCGCACCCAUACACCCGGAUUGGGCAUUAUAGAACCGAGAUUUAGCUCAAGAGAUCGGAACUAAGACUAAGGCGCUCGAGAAGUUAGCAUCGCAGUGCGGUACUUGAAACAAGUUUCUAGAAUUUCAACUACUUCAAUAGAAAGUACAUGGCGCCUUGGCCCUUGGAUACUGAGUAUCUAGCUUAAAUAUGAAACUCCCAACUUAUUAAGAUGUCAAGUUCUAAAGUUCAAAUGCAAAAUGUUUCGAAUGAAUUAAGAGCAAUGCUUUCAUUUAAAGCUUGUACGAAGAGUCUGACAAAGCAAUGACACCUUGUGAUAAACCGAAUUUCUGCAACGAUUUUCGCCCAGUGUAGAUUGGCAGACAGCAGGCAGACUGAAAGCGCAGUUGGAGGGGCGCCACGCAGUUAUCAGUCUCAGUCGCAGUCUCGUUCUCAGCCCCAAACUCGGACUCAGUCUCAGUCUCAGAAACUGAAACAGACUUCAAAUCAGACUGCGGCUGAAACUGAGACGCCGCUGUCGGAGUUGUCUGGAAUUCGUAUUGCCCAUAUGCGAACUCACACACACACACACACUCACUUAGACACCGUGUGCCACACGCCCAUUUGCACACAUGGCCAACCGGAUGUUGCAGCCAUCUUUGUCAUCUUUUUCAAUCUCAGCCUUGGCUAAGGUCGCUCCUGCUGCCAUCCGAUGUCCCAUCAACCAGAAAGAGACGGGAGCAGAAAGCGAGCGAGCGAGAAAGAGCCGGCUGGCUGGAUGGCUGGCUGGCGUUGCCGUGAAGUCGUGAAUUUAUAACAAAACGCUAGACUCGGCGACUCUGACCGACUGGUUUGGCGUGUUGGCCCGGCUGAAAUGGUUUUUUUUUAUGGCUAUAACAAGCAAGCAGAGCCAGCAACAACUGAAUCAAAAGCAUAAAAAUGCCGCAACCCAAAAACCCACUACACAAAUUCUGAAUGGGCAAACAUCUGAAUAUUCGAGAUGAUCGAAUACGAGGGAGAGAGGGAGAGGGGUGGAGAAGCUGCGAUAAGGAAGUGCGGAUGUUUUUGGGGUCGUGCUUGCAAGAUGGAAAUCUUAAUCCAAACGAAUGGAAAUGGAAGUCGAGGAGCACAGCUCAUACACACACGCACACACAUGAAAGGACUUCUUGGGAACCCAGGCACUUCCGGAAUGGAUGGCCCGACUCCUGCCAGCUGGAUCCUCCGGUCUGAACCAACUUGACUCCGGGAUCUCGGCGCAACUCGAGUCGGACGCUUCAGAUAAGACUUCGUUCGUCCGGCGGAGAAUAUUUCUGGAUUCAGGAGUCAGGUAAGCAAUUGCCCCAAGGAUGCCUGUGGAUGCCUGAGCAAACAAUCAUUAAUAUCAAUUUGACUCCGACCCGUUCGACUUCUUCUGUUUAUGACUGGCUGCAGCAGGGACACGAAUAAUUUAUUUAGUUCAUUUUGGUAACUCGCCUGCGGCAGAUGCUCCAUCUUUACUUCCGCCCGGCCGCAAAACCGAUUGCCUCGUUUGAUUCAUGGCAAAUAAACAAUAAAUGAAAUUACCACAUUUGA
Drosophila sechellia is the source of this 3428-nucleotide messenger RNA. RefSeq lists its product as uncharacterized. Lineage: Eukaryota; Metazoa; Arthropoda; Insecta; Diptera; Drosophilidae. The record is from RefSeq and is a predicted model, not a curated record.